Eruca vesicaria subsp. sativa (arugula) is the source of this 2916-nucleotide messenger RNA. The record is from the annotation of a GenBank genome assembly. NCBI's taxonomy places the organism in Eukaryota, Viridiplantae, Streptophyta, Magnoliopsida, Brassicales, Brassicaceae.
AAAAAAAAAAAAAAAAAAAAACAGAGCGAAGAAGAAGACGAUUUGCGCGAGACGGAUAAAGAACGAUCGAGAAAUAGAGACAGCAAGAUUGCUAUCUCCUCCUCUUGGGGUGGAAAAUGGGAAUCUCAGUUCUUGUGGACAGUAUCACAUCGUUUCUAAAUCUGUCGUCAUCAAGACAUAUCGAUCUAGACCCUUUCGAAAAGUACUACAAGAGAGUUGAAGAGUUGCUGAUAGUGUUGAAGCCCAUAGCUGAUCUUCUUGUUAUCAACUCCAAUCUUGUUUCCGAGGAGGAGGAGAAACUUGUUAAAGCUUUCGAAGAAUUGACUCAGGAUGUUGAUCACUCCAUUGAUCUUUUCAGAACUUGGCACGCCUUCUCCAGUAAAGUCUACUUCGUCCUCCAAAUCGAAGCUUUAAUACCUAAGAUGCGAGAAACUAUUGUGGAUGCUUUCCAUUUUCUCAUGUCUUCUCAAAACGACCUACCUGAUCAGUUGACUCCAGCUUCCCUCGAGAAAUGUCUAGAGAAGAUUAAGCAUCUUAGUUAUGAAGAAAUAUCUUCUGUCAUUGAUGGUGCUCUAAGGGAUCAGAGAGAUGGCGCUGGACCCACUCCUGAGAUCUUGCUGAAAAUUGGAGAGAACACUGGUCUCAGAUCAAACCAGGAGAUUCUAAUCGAAGCUGUUGCUCUAGAGAGGCAGAAAGAGAUUGCUGAGCAGUCUGAGAAUAAUGCAGAAGUCGAGUUCCUUGACCAGUUGAUUGUUAUUGUUAACCGCAUGCACGAACGUCUUCUUCUCAUCAAACAGACUCAGACAUCUAGUGUCGCUAUUCUUGCCGACUUCUUUUGUCCUCUCUCCCUUGAAGUUAUGACUGAUCCAGUGAUUGUGUCAUCAGGGCAAACAUAUGAGAAGGCUUUCAUCAAGAGAUGGAUUGAUUUAGGUUUGAAAGUUUGUCCUAAGACUCGGCAGACUCUGACUCACACGACUCUGAUACCCAAUUACACCGUCAAGGCCUUAAUCGCUAACUGGUGUGAGACAAAUGAUGUCAAGCUCCCUGAUCCCAAUAAAUCAACGAGUUUAAACGAGCUGUCUCCUCUUUUGUCAUGUGCAGACUCCAUUCCCAGUGCUUCAACUCAUAAGGUUAGCAACAAGUCAAAUGAUUUGGAUGCUUCUACAAGCCGAGCAGAUGAAAAAGAGACUGGUUCUCCUUCACGUUCUGCUUCUGCCUGGGACACUUCUUCACCAGGUGUAUCUGGAAAUGGGUUAGGUAUGGACGCCAUGAGGAUGUCACUAAAUGAUUAUGAAGAUAGAUCUAACGAUUCUCGAGAAAUGAAGACAGAUGCACCCGGUAGGUCAUCUGUAUCUUCAACUACACGAGGCUCAGUGGAAAAUGGACAAACAUCUGAGAAUCACCAUCUUAGGUCCCCUUCUGCUGCUAGCUCAGUUUCUAAUGAGGAGUCUCCAAGAGCAGAUGGGAACGAGAAUUCAGAAGAAUCAGCUCAUGCUACACCUUACAGUAGUGAUGCUUCUGGAGAAAUUAGAUCAGGGCCUCUCGCUGCAACCACUUCAGCAACUCCUCGGCGAGAUCUUUCUGAUUUCUCCCCAAAAUUUAUGGAUAGACGUAACCGUGGCCAGUUCUGGCGCCGUCCAUCGGAGAGGCUUGGUUCAAGGAUUGUUUCAGCGCCUUCGAAUGAAACAAGGCGUGAACUUAUUGAGGUCGAAAACCAAGUUAAAAAGUUGGUGGAGGAGUUGAAAAGCAGUUCAUUGGAUGUUCAGAGACAAGCAACCGCGGAGAUAAGGUUGCUAGCGAAGCACAACAUGGAUAAUAGGAUAGUAAUAGGGAACUCUGGGGCAAGUGCCUUACUAGUAGAACUACUUCACUCAUCAGACCCAGCUACACAGGAAAACGCUGUGACAGCUCUUCUAAACUUGUCCAUUAAUGACAACAACAAGAGUUUAAUCGCUGCAGCUGGUGCAAUCGAGCCGCUCAUUCACGUGCUUCAGAAUGGUGGCUCUGAAGCAAAGGAGAAUGCAGCUGCUACCCUCUUCAGCCUCUCUGUUAUAGAAGAGCUCAAGAUUAAGAUAGGUCAGUCUGGUGCAAUUGGGCCUCUUGUGGAUCUUCUAGGUAAUGGUACCCCGCGGGGUAAGAAAGACGCUGCUACUGCAUUGUUUAAUCUAUCGAUACAUCAAGAGAACAAGGCGACGAUUGUGCAGUCUGGGGCUGUGAGAUAUCUUAUUGAUCUGAUGGAUCCAGCAGCUGGGAUGGUGGAUAAAGCUGUUGCUGUUUUGGCUAACCUUGCUACGAUUCCUGAAGGAAGAAACGCUAUUGGUCAAGAAGGGGGGAUAGGUCUUCUUGUUGAGGUCGUUGAGUUGGGUUCAGCUAGAGGGAAGGAAAACGCAGCAGCAGCACUACUUCAACUUUCGACCAACAGUGGUCGGUUCUGCAACAUGGUUCUUCAAGAAGGAGCUGUUCCUCCUCUCGUUGCUCUCUCACAGUCUGGUACUCCCAGAGCCAGAGAAAAGGCACAGGCAUUGCUCAGUUAUUUCAGGAACCAACGGCAUGGCAACGCUGGGCGUGGCUGAUGAUGACAAUGAUGAUGCGUGGAUUCUGGUUCCUCGGUGCCUACUUUCUGUUUGUUUUCUUACUAAAGUAGUGAUUUUGUACAAAAGAGGUUUCGUCUGCAAAUGAUUAUAUACUCAAUAUUUUCUUGAUUAUUUGCAUUCUUUGACUCUCGAUUGAUCUUAUCAGGAAUAAAACUCUGACUUGAAGUAGAAGUUUGUAAGUCUGAAGUAAACAAUGUAGAUGUGAAUGUAAAUCGAGUGAGAGUAUUUUAACCUUUGAUGGACUAUCUGUGAGAGUACUGUGUUUGUUUGUUCAUUAGAAAAGUAUUGUGAUGUCAAAUCUAGUUAUUAUUUUCAAAUUUUU